AGGAGGAGGAGAGGAGGAGGAGGAGGGCCGGGGCUGCGCUGGGUGACAUCAGUGGGUUUGGCUCCGGGGCUCAAUGGAAACUGGGUGAGCGCCGGGCUGUGCCGAGCACACGCCGGCUGGAGGGGACGGCGAGCGGGCGGGGAGGCGGCAGGCAGUGCCGCGCCGCGCCGAGCGAAAGGAGGGACCGAGCCGGGCACGGCCGCCGCCAGCCCUCCCCAAUCCUCCGUCAUCCUCCCCUCCGCGGCCGCCUGGCCCCCUGACAGCCGGCGGAGCAGCAGCCCCACACGGCCCCCUUCCCGCCUGGCACGCCUGAACCAUGGAGCUUCGAGUGGGGAACAAAUACCGGCUGGGCAGAAAGAUCGGCAGCGGUUCGUUUGGAGACAUUUAUCUAGGAGCCAAUAUUGCAACCGGUGAAGAGGUGGCCAUCAAACUGGAAUGUGUCAAAACCAAGCAUCCCCAGCUCCACAUCGAAAGCAAGUUCUACAAGAUGAUGCAAGGAGGAGUGGGUAUCCCCUCCAUUAAGUGGUGUGGAGCGGAGGGGGACUAUAACGUGAUGGUGAUGGAGCUCUUGGGGCCGAGCCUGGAAGAUCUCUUCAACUUCUGUUCCCGCAAAUUUAGUCUCAAGACAGUUCUGCUCCUAGCAGACCAGAUGAUUAGCCGUAUUGAGUACAUUCAUUCCAAGAACUUCAUCCACCGGGACGUGAAGCCAGACAAUUUCCUUAUGGGGCUUGGCAAAAAAGGCAACUUAGUAUACAUCAUCGAUUUUGGCUUGGCCAAGAAGUACCGAGACGCCCGGACCCACCAGCACAUCCCUUACCGGGAAAACAAGAACCUGACCGGCACAGCCCGUUACGCCUCUAUCAACACCCACCUGGGAAUCGAACAAAGCCGCCGCGAUGACCUGGAGAGCCUGGGCUACGUGCUCAUGUAUUUCAACCUGGGCUCGCUGCCCUGGCAGGGCCUCAAGGCUGCCACCAAGCGCCAAAAGUACGAGAGGAUCAGCGAGAAAAAGAUGUCAACGCCCAUUGAGGUGCUCUGCAAAGGGUACCCUUCUGAGUUCUCGACAUACCUCAACUUCUGCCGCUCGCUGAGGUUUGAUGACAAACCCGACUACUCGUACCUGCGGCAGCUCUUCCGCAACCUCUUCCACCGCCAGGGCUUCUCCUACGACUACGUCUUUGACUGGAACAUGCUUAAAUUUGGAGCAGCCCGAAACCCCGAAGACAUGGAUCGGGAGCGGCGAGAGCAUGAGCGAGAAGAGAGGAUGGGGCAGCUGCGGGGUUCAGCCACACGAGCACUGGCCCCUGGCCCACCUGCUGGAGCCACUGCCAACCGCCUUCGCAAUGUCACAGAGCCCAUGGCCUCCACCCCCACCUCCCGAAUCCAGCAGUCUGGAAACACGUCCCCCAGAGCAAUCUCCAGAGUGGACAGGGAGCGGAAGGUCAGCAUGAGGUUACACCGAGGAGCUCCUGCCAACGUCUCCUCAUCCGACCUCACAGGGCGGCAAGAAGUGUCACGGAUUUCAGCGUCACAGACAAGUGUGCCAUUUGAUCACCUUGGGAAGUGAGGAGCAAUUGCCACUGGACCAGUGUUUGCUUAGUGUCUUCACUGUAUUUUUCUUUUAAAAAACAAAAAAUCCAAAAAAAAAAAACCAAACAAAAAAGUAAAAAAAAAAAAAAAA
Molecule: messenger RNA, 1681 nt
Organism: Cygnus atratus (black swan)
Lineage: Eukaryota; Metazoa; Chordata; Aves; Anseriformes; Anatidae
Gene: CSNK1E
Product: casein kinase 1 epsilon
Exons: 11
Coding region: 317-1567 (416 amino acids)
Biological process (GO): signal transduction; endocytosis; peptidyl-serine phosphorylation
Cellular component (GO): nucleus; cytoplasm
Molecular function (GO): ATP binding; protein serine/threonine kinase activity
Source: RefSeq, a predicted model, not a curated record